Marmota monax (woodchuck) is the source of this 6162-nucleotide messenger RNA. It is a transcript of the gene Polr3a, whose product is annotated as RNA polymerase III subunit A. Gene Ontology annotation, biological process: DNA-templated transcription. The coding region runs from base 117 to 4325 and encodes 1402 amino acids. The transcript is spliced from 32 exons. Gene Ontology annotation, molecular function: DNA binding; DNA-directed RNA polymerase activity. The record is from RefSeq and is a predicted model, not a curated record. Lineage: Eukaryota; Metazoa; Chordata; Mammalia; Rodentia; Sciuridae.
GUGGCCGAGAGGUGCCAAGGUUGUUUUUACCGUGUGUUCAGAAGCACUCUGGGAGGCGUAAGAAGCAUUAAUUCUCUGAUCCGAGUAUCGUGGAGGGCUCCCGGACUGCCGGCACCAUGGUGAAGGAACAGUUCCGGGAGACGGAUGUAGCGAAGAAAAUAAGCCACAUCUGUUUUGGAAUGAAGUCACCUGAGGAGAUGCGCCAACAGGCACACAUCCAGGUUGUGAGUAAGAACUUGUACAGCCAGGACAACAACCAUGCCCCCUUACUGUAUGGGGUGCUUGACCACAGGAUGGGCACCAGUGAAAAGGACCGUCCUUGUGAAACCUGUGGAAAAAACUUAGCUGACUGUCUAGGUCACUAUGGUUACAUCGACCUGGAGUUGCCAUGUUUUCAUGUGGGUUACUUCAGAGCUGUAAUAGGCAUCUUACAGAUGAUCUGCAAAACCUGCUGCCAUAUCAUGCUGUCCCAGGAGGAGAAGCAGCAGUUUCUGGAUUACCUAAAGAGGCCUGGCCUGACCUACCUUCAGAAGCGAGGCCUCAAGAAGAAAAUCUCUGACAAGUGCCGGAAGAAAAGUAUUUGCCAUCACUGUGGUGCCUUUAAUGGUACUGUAAAGAAGUGUGGCUUACUGAAGAUAAUUCACGAGAAAUACAAGACCAACAAAAAAGUGGUGGAUCCUAUUGUAUCAAGUUUCCUUCAGUCCUUCGAAACGGCCAUUGAGCAUAACAAAGAAGUCGAGCCACUGCUGGGAAGGGCACAGGAAAACUUGAAUCCUUUAAUAGUUCUGAAUUUAUUUAAACGAAUUCCUGCUGAAGAUGUCCCUCUACUUCUGAUGAAUCCAGAAGCUGGAAAGCCCUCUGAUUUGAUUCUCACACGACUUUUAGUGCCUCCUUUGUGUAUUAGACCCUCCGUUGUGAGUGAUUUGAAAUCUGGCACCAAUGAAGAUGAUCUUACGAUGAAAUUGACAGAAAUCAUUUUCCUAAAUGAUGUUAUUAAAAAGCAUCGGAUCUCUGGAGCCAAGACCCAGAUGAUCAUGGAGGACUGGGAUUUUCUACAGUUGCAGUGUGCCCUCUACAUUAACAGUGAGCUCUCCGGUAUUCCCCUCAACAUGGCACCCAAAAAAUGGACCAGAGGUUUUGUCCAGCGGCUAAAGGGAAAACAGGGUCGGUUUAGAGGCAAUCUCUCAGGAAAGAGAGUGGAUUUUUCUGGCAGAACAGUCAUCUCGCCUGACCCCAACCUCCGGAUUGAUGAAGUAGCUGUGCCAGUGCAUGUGGCCAAAAUCCUGACUUUUCCUGAGAAGGUAAACAAAGCAAACAUCAAUUUUUUGAGGAAACUGGUUCGAAAUGGCCCUGAAGUUCACCCAGGAGCUAAUUUCAUCCAGCAGAGACAUACACAAAUGAAAAGGUUUUUGAAAUACGGAAAUCGGGAAAAGAUGGCUCAGGAACUCAAGUAUGGUGACAUUGUAGAGAGACACCUCAUAGAUGGAGACGUAGUGCUAUUUAAUCGGCAGCCCUCACUGCACAAAUUGAGUAUAAUGGCUCAUCUGGCCAGAGUCAAGCCCCACCGGACCUUCAGAUUUAACGAGUGUGUCUGUACUCCUUACAAUGCGGACUUCGAUGGGGAUGAAAUGAAUCUUCAUCUUCCUCAGACAGAAGAAGCUAAAGCUGAAGCCCUUGUUCUGAUGGGGACUAAAGCAAACCUGGUAACUCCAAGGAAUGGGGAGCCACUCAUUGCUGCUAUUCAGGAUUUUUUAACAGGUGCCUAUCUCCUCACUCUCAAGGACACUUUCUUUGACAGAGCCAAGGCUUGCCAAAUCAUUGCUUCAAUAUUGGUUGGCAAGGAUGAGAAAAUUAAAGUUCGUCUCCCACAUCCUACAAUACUGAAGCCUGUCACCCUGUGGACCGGAAAACAGAUCUUCAGUGUCAUCCUCAGACCUAGUGAUGACAAUCCAGUGAGGGCCAACCUCCGAACCAAGGGCAAGCAGUACUGUGGCAAGGGGGAAGAUCUCUGUGUCAAUGAUUCCUAUGUCACAAUCCAGAACAGUGAGUUGAUGAGUGGCAGCAUGGACAAAGGAACACUGGGAUCAGGAUCCAAGAAUAAUAUUUUCUACAUUUUGCUGCGAGACUGGGGGCAGAAUGAAGCUGCUGAUGCUAUGUCCCGGCUUGCCAGGCUGGCCCCUGUGUACCUGUCUAACCGUGGAUUCUCAAUUGGGAUCGGUGAUGUCACACCUGGCCAAGGACUACUGAAGGCCAAGUAUGAGUUGCUGAAUGCUGGCUAUAAGAAAUGUGAUGAAUACAUCGAAGCCCUGAACACAGGCAAGCUGCAGCAGCAGCCUGGCUGCACUGCCGAGGAGACUCUGGAGGCACUGAUCCUGAAGGAGCUGUCUGUGAUCCGUGAUCAUGCUGGAAGUGCCUGCCUCCGGGAGCUGGACAAGAGCAACAGUCCCCUCACCAUGGCACUGUGUGGCUCCAAAGGUUCCUUCAUUAACAUAUCACAGAUGAUUGCCUGUGUGGGACAGCAAGCUAUCAGUGGCUCCCGAGUGCCAGAUGGCUUUGAAAACAGGUCCUUGCCUCACUUUGAAAAACACUCAAAGCUCCCAGCUGCCAAAGGCUUUGUGGCUAAUAGCUUUUAUUCUGGUUUAACACCAACCGAGUUUUUCUUCCACACAAUGGCCGGUCGGGAAGGUCUAGUCGACACGGCUGUAAAGACAGCUGAAACAGGAUACAUGCAGAGAAGGCUUGUCAAAUCCCUUGAAGAUCUUUGCUCCCAGUAUGAUUUGACAGUCCGAAGCUCCACCGGUGAUAUCAUCCAGUUCAUUUAUGGGGGAGACGGCUUAGAUCCUGCAGCUAUGGAGGGGAAAGAUGAACCUUUGGAGUUUAAAAGGGUCCUGGACAACAUCAAAGCAGUCUUCCCAUGUCAGAGUGAGCCUGCGCUCAGCAAAAACGAACUGACCCUGACCACGGAGUCCAUCAUGAAGAAGAACGAGUUCCUCUGCUGCCAGGAGAGCUUCCUGCAGACCUUUACUGAGACAGGCUAUGAGACAUAUAAGAAGGAAAUAAAAAAAUUCAUUAAAGGGGUUUCUGAGAGGAUCAAGAAAACCAGAGAUAAAUAUGGCAUUAAUGAUAACGGCACAACAGAGCCCCGUGUACUAUACCAGUUGGACCGGAUCACCCCCACCCAGAUAGAAAAGUUUCUGGAGACCUGUAGGGACAAGUAUAUGAGGGCACAGAUGGAGCCAGGCUCUGCAGUGGGUGCACUCUGUGCCCAGAGCAUUGGUGAGCCAGGCACCCAGAUGACCCUGAAGACUUUCCACUUUGCAGGUGUGGCCUCCAUGAACAUCACUCUGGGCGUGCCCCGCAUCAAAGAGAUCAUCAACGCUUCUAAGGCCAUCAGCACUCCCAUCAUCACAGCACAGCUGGACCAGGAUGACGACGCGGAUUACGCCCGCCUAGUGAAGGGCAGGAUUGAGAAAACCCUCUUGGGGGAGAUUUCCGAGUAUAUCGAAGAAGUGUUUCUUCCUGAUGACUGCUUUAUCCUUGUCAAGCUCUCCCUGGAACGGAUUAGACUUCUGAGACUGGAAGUGAACGCUGAGACGGUGCGGUAUUCUAUUUGCACUUCCAAGCUCCGUGUGAAGCCUGGCGACGUGGCUGUUCAUGGUGAGGCUGUGGUGUGUGUCACCCCUAGAGAGAACAGCAAGAGCUCCAUGUACUAUGUGCUGCAGUUCCUUAAGGAGGACCUCCCCAAGGUGGUAGUUCAGGGCAUCCCAGAGGUAUCCAGAGCUGUCAUCCAUAUUGACGAGCAGAGCGGAAAGGAGAAGUACAAGCUUCUGGUGGAAGGUGACAACCUGCGGGCAGUCAUGGCCACCCAUGGUGUGAAAGGCACCCGGACCACCUCCAAUAACACCUAUGAGGUGGAGAAAACUCUAGGCAUUGAGGCUGCCCGCACAACCAUCAUCAACGAAAUCCAGUACACGAUGGUCAACCAUGGCAUGAGCAUCGACAGGAGGCACGUGAUGCUGCUCAGCGACCUUAUGACCUACAAGGGUGAAGUUCUGGGUAUCACCAGGUUUGGCCUGGCCAAGAUGAAGGAGAGUGUGCUGAUGCUGGCCUCUUUUGAGAAGACAGCUGACCAUCUCUUUGACGCUGCCUACUUUGGACAGAAGGAUUCUGUGUGCGGGGUGUCCGAGUGCAUCAUCAUGGGAAUCCCAAUGAACAUUGGAACUGGGCUCUUCAAGCUGCUCCACAAAGCCGACAGGGACCCAAACCCUCCUAGGAGGCCUCUGAUCUUCGACACAAAUGAAUUCCAUAUCCCUCUUGUCACAUAGUCUGGGAAAGAGGGGAGCUUCUCACAUCUCAGCUCCUUGUGCGUCUGCAGGUGGCUUAAAGAGACCUGUGCCAGUGGUCAGAGGGGGCCCUGACAUCUCCAGGAGCAGCUCACCCUCUAAUACAGGAAAGCCCAUACCUGACUGCUCUGGGGCACUGAGGCAGGCUGGAUUGUUGGUUAUCUAACCUGUGAGCAUCUCAGCAUCUCCUACCACCCUCCCUCCCUGGACUUAAGAAGAGGCAAAGCCAGGAGUCACUGCCCAUCCUCCUUACUGCAUAGCCUUCACCAGCUCCCAGGUGUCUUCACGCCUGACUGUGAGCCAGGUCUGAGGCCCCACGCAGGCCAGGGCACGUUCCUGUUUCUUCUACUUGGUCAUUCUGGAACCUCUCAAUGUGGCAUACACGUGUAAAUAUUAUUGCUAUUAUUUAUUUGCUCCAUUUGAGGGAUUUGGAAUUUUUGCUUUUGUUUUAUUUUCUUUUUGAAACCAAGAAGCUAUAGAAACCAAGGAAGCAUUAAAGUGACACUGGAAAAGCUGGUUAAGCAAAUAGGACCAUCUAGAAUUGGUAACUGAGUGGAGACUGUUGAGAGGCCCAAGCUCCUCUGAAUUGUUGUCUUUAAGAUGCUGUGUCUGUCCUGUUUUCCUCUACCUCUGACCCAUAGUGGGGCCCUACCUUGUUUCAAAAGCCAAAGCUAUUCUCCAUGUCCUAUAGAAGCCUCCAUAAAGCUAAGAGCCUCUUAAGGUGGGGACAAGGUAUCUUAGAACCUGGCAGUAUCCACAGAGAUGAUACACAGCUGUCUAGGCUGCCAGCGCUGCCUUCUGCUGACAUCCACACCCCUCCUGAGGUGUCUCCCUGUCUGUCCUACUUCCCAGAACUGAAGGGUGCAGGGCUGGUGCAGAACUGAUGACCUAUAAAGUACCCCAGGGACAGUGGUGGGAGAGGAGUGCUCCUGGUCACAGGCAGGCACCAGCCAAGACAAGAGAGGAGGCGGCCCUCGUAGGGGGUGAGCAUCAGCUGGAGCUGGGGAUGUGCCCCAGCUGGCAACACAGUUCCCUUGAAGAGUAUAAAUCUCCUGGGACAAUAGAAAGCAGACACUGAGGCUGUCAGAAGAAAACCAGCCUGGUGUCCUGGGUUUACUCAGGCUGCUGCCUGGUGCCAGCACCAUUGCUGGAGGUCUGUCAGGGAUUUGGAAGAGGUUUCACACAACAUAGGAAAGAAAUGCAAGUAGCUCAUCUUCUAAGAGGGGGUUUGCUCCUGGGGACAAUGUGUUCUUUGUGCUGAAUUUGCUCAGUCAGACUGGCUCAGAGCCAGGGAUAAGUGGCAAUGGCUGCAGUUCCCCUACUCCUGAAGAGCAUUCUGUGGGGCUUGUCCCCCCACUUCCCUGCCCAGAUGAGUCACAUUGUUCUGGCUCUUCUCUGCCCAGGGAGUGAGAUGACCAGAAAGCAGGGAUUUGACACUAUUUUCUUGCUCCAGUCACUCCUAAAGGUCUGCUGCUGCAGUGACAGCAGGUUCAACUGUCUCCGCUCUCCAAUAGACAACAGCCCAAACUGAAGGGACAGGAGGUUAUUGUUUGAGUGAUUAAAGAGAUGGAUGUGGUAAAAGAGGACACCAAAAGAAUUGAAGCAGUAUUUUCUAGAACUGUGCUUAAGUGCUUUGGAUGUCCCUUUGUUGAUUUCCCAAGUUCUGAGUUAAUGCUGCUAAUAGAUUCAGUGUUGCUGUUAGUUUUUGGAUCGAAAGUAGAAUCCGUGAUUUCUCUCCCAUACUGAUGAGGUUCCUAAGUUAGCAAUUCUUGACCCGAGUUGUUUUUAGAAUUCCAUUAAAAUUUGUAGCUUGGCCUUA